GCAACCACCACCAUGCCUGACGCAGACGAGGCGGGCCCGUCGACGUCGCAGGGCCGCCGCCGUGUAUAUCCGACCGAGCCGUUUGUGGACGGGCGCGGGGACACGCUUGCGCUGCGAACCUUUGCCGCCGAGGACACUGACCUGCCGGCCAUCACGCGGCUGUGCAGCCAAGAGCUGAGCGAGCCAUACAAUGUCUACACUUUCCGCUACUUUCUCGAGGACUGCCCGGACCUGACCUUCUUCGUCUUCCCGUCCGCCGACGACCCCGAGCCGCUCGCGACGAUAAUCUGCCGCUUGGACACGCACCGCGAGCGCACGUCGCGCGGCUACAUCGGCAUGCUGAGCGUGGACAAGCGCUGGCGCCGGCGCAGCAUUGCGCGCCGCCUCGUCGAGCUCGCGAUCCGGCGGAUGGAUGAUAUGGGCGCGGACGAGAUUGUGCUCGAGACCGAGUUCGACAACGCCCCCAGUCUCGCGCUGUACGAGGCGCUUGGGUUUGUGCGCGAGAAGCGGUUGCAUCGGUUCUACUCGAACGGGAAGGAUGGAUUUAGGCUGAUUCGGCCGUUGGCACGGCAUCCGCUGAUGCGUACCGCGGUGGUGCGCGAGAGACAGGAGGCGGAGAGGCGCGCACUGAGGUUGCACAAGGAGAAGGAGGGAGAGGAGGAGGGGAACGGAGAGGUGGAACAGAGCGUGCCGCCGGAAAUCGCUCUCGUCCUCGCUGGCCCGCUUGCAUCCCCGCCGACGGCUGCGCACGCCAAUGCCAUGGCGCAGCUCGCCAGCCUCACAUUAGAUGCGCCGAGAGCAUACGGCAACGCCGUGCAGACUGCUUCGAGCUCGGUGGACUCGAAACCCAAGGCGCGCCCCCCGCCCAGCUAUAUCAUGUAGCGUCACGACACCAUUCUUGACAGCCACGUCCUAAUGCAUUGAUGUGUACACGUUCCAU
This is a messenger RNA of Cutaneotrichosporon oleaginosum, 940 nucleotides long. The record is from RefSeq and is a predicted model, not a curated record. Lineage: Eukaryota; Fungi; Basidiomycota; Tremellomycetes; Trichosporonales; Trichosporonaceae.